Alternaria burnsii is the source of this 1341-nucleotide messenger RNA. RefSeq lists its product as uncharacterized. The transcript is spliced from 4 exons. The record is from RefSeq and is a predicted model, not a curated record. The coding region runs from base 1 to 1341 and encodes 446 amino acids. NCBI's taxonomy places the organism in Eukaryota, Fungi, Ascomycota, Dothideomycetes, Pleosporales, Pleosporaceae.
AUGGCAGGAGAGGUGAUCCCUCCGCCGUACGUUAUAACAGCGGAUGACAAGCGCGGCCUGAUCGUUGUGACCGGUGCAGCUGUCUUGGCCUUUGUCUGGUCUUGUUUUCUGAUCCGAGUAUGGUUGCGCUGGCAAUCAAGAGAAUGGCGAUCCGAUGACUGGUGGCUCACAGCGGCAACCCUGCUGGACACCGUUCAAUCAGGCAUCAUCUUCCACCUGGUAGAGCUUGGAUUAGGUGCCUCACAGGCCGGUGUACCAAUAUCGCAACUCCAGCAGCUUGGGAAUGAAGGUUUCGCGUCGCAAAUAAUUUAUAUUUUUGUGAUACUCGCCUCGAAGUUAUCGGUGCUGUUCCUGUACCUACGACUAUCGCCUGGUGGAGCGCAUCGCAUCGCAUCAUGGUCACUCGUAGCCUUGUCCUGUGUAUGGGCACUGGUGUCGGUCAUAUUGGUUGCCAUACCAUGUAACCCUGCGCAAACCUACACAGAUGCUGAUAACUGUACAAACAGGUGGCCAAAAUGGCUGAGUAUAGGCACCUUCGACAUCAUAACCGAAUUCUUCAUCUUCCUCGCAGCAGUCCACUUAAUCUACUCGCUCCAAAUGCGUCUUCGCACCAAGCUGCUCGUAAUACUGGCCUUCGGCGCACGACUACCUGUCAUCGCAAUUGCAGGAGUACGCCUAUAUUACCUUGACCAACGCCUGCGCGGGGUCACUUUCACCUUUGACUACGUCGUAGCCACGCAAUGGCAAAUGGGCUACGCAAUCAUGUCAUCCACAAUUACAGGCAUGGGUCCCUUUCUCAAGCCUUUCGACAAGGAGUAUGUGUCUAGUACGUAUAAGCACUAUGGACCGGGACAUAGCUCGAGUGGUGGGACGUCGGGGAUGAGAAUGGAAAGUGGACUUAGCACGACUACGAGUACCGGUUUACCACCAAGGAGACAAGGAAUUGGGCAUCAUCAUCACAGGGGAUCAACGGAUAACAUCUCUGAAUCCUAUUUGAUGGACACGCUGCCCAGUCGGCGAACGAGUAAACAGUCCAUGGGAAACGAAGAUCGCGCCAACUCCCUGGAACCGAUGCAGUCGAGUAGUCCGUCGUCUCGAGCAUCUCCAUCUGCACCAAAUGAUAUCUUGAUGACGGCAGAUGAGCACUUUCGUCCUGCGCACAUGUAUCGUGGACAUGAAGCGGAAGUCUGGGUCGGAGAUAGGAGCCUGAGCAUUACGAGGGAGGAGAUGGAAAGAGCUGCCGCUUCCGGGAGAAGCGCACCAAAGUCUGGAAAUAAGCUGGUGAUCGGGGAAAAGAAGGAAUUCAAGAUCGAGGUUGAUCGUGUUAGUCGUGUGAUCUGA